AUGGCUCCCGCAGGAUCGGUCGCUCAGGCGACUAACAAAGUUAAACGGCCUAUUUCUAUUCAAACGAAUGGAAUACAUUCGUCGACUUCCUCUCCAUCGCCAUCAAUGUCCGCGGGCAGACUACCAUCAGGUCACAAAUACCCUCCAAACUCAGCUACAAGCAGUGGAGGCGGAAACAGUUCGGGUGUUCGUUCUGCGAAUCGAAAUCGUCCAGGGAAUACACUUGGUCGAGGAAUCAAAAACAACGGUGCGGGUAUGAGAUCUGGCGGUGUCGUGGGAGAAAUUGCUGUAUCCCAAGUUGCGCAUUCACAACCAUAUGUCAAAACCGAGCGCUACAUGAUCGAGAAGUACCGUAGAAAUCCUCCUUCCAUCAUUAUACAUUUACACCCGACGCAUUUCCGAUUUGAUCAUCAACCAGGCAGCUUUUCUUAUGUGUCCCCUAUGAGGAUACUUCUUGACCAUAUUAGAAAGAAAACCAUCCCUCAUGAGUUGAUAGAUUAUUUUGUAAUGUGCGAGGUACCCUUUUACGAAGGUUGCAUGAUUGUCCAGAUCCUCGAUCACAAAUCCAUUGCUCCUCAGCCAACCCCAUCACAACCAAAGGACGGGAACAAGGAAGGUGUUUCGAUUCAUACUCUGAGUAGUUACAUUACACCAUCUGCAUACGCAUCAUACCCUAGGGGCGACACAGAAAAAAGUAAAAACUUGAGGGAGCAAACUGGCGAUGGUCCGACGAAGUCAAAGACUUCCGCCCAGCAAGACAAGGAAAAUAUGCCUGCCCCGGGUGCCUCCAACGAUUCUCAGCGAGGCAAAGCAGUACUAUUACCGGCAAAAGUAAAAGUGACAAUGUGUGUACUUUAUCCAACACCAACUAGUACCUAUAUCGAAAUUGCUCGUAAUUCCACUGCCCCUCGCACACCAGAUAUAGAUAUGCGACAAGAGCGUUCUGAUGGAAGCACAUCAGCUACAUUAGCACAACCACCUACACCAAUCGGGGCUGUACCACCAACUCCCGGUGUAAGCAUGCCACCUCCAGCGAAAAGAUUAAAACAGGCCAAACUUGAGUUUAAUUGCGGUAACAUAUACGCCGCGGAAGCUCAGAUCAUCCUAGCCACUACUGCUCCCUUGGCACUUGAGCCUGCAAAUAGCGCAGCUGAAUGUUCACGGUUAUUGGGGUUAUUGGCUCACCCCAUGCAUUCAGAAAAACCUCCUCAACCAAAGUCUCGUAAAAGAACAGUCGCGGAAAUGGCUGCUGAUGAAGCUCUCGCCGCAGAUGAACAACGUUAUAUGCUCGUUUUGGACGAACAACGCUCUGCGACUGUGGCCCGUGGCUCUGGAAGUGCCAAUGCUGCCGAUGGUGCUGGCCAAGCUGGUGGUGGAUUUGAAGCCCGUUUUGAGAAAUUCAAUGCUCUCGCGAAUAUCAAAAGAGAGAUCGCCGAGAAACAUAUCCAGAAAAAGAUACAAGAGCAGGAGGCCGAGCGAAAGGCCAAGGCCGAGAACGAGGUGCAAAGAAAUAAGGAGCUGGCCGAGGCUCGGCAGAAGGAAGUGGAAAGGCGUCAAAUUGUGGCGAGACAACAGCAACAAGAAGCUCAGCGACGCGCUUUAGCUGCACAACAGCAGCAGCAGCAGCAGCAGCAUCCACAGGCUUUGCAGGGUAUGCCCCCUCAAGCGCAAGGCCCCCAUGCACAUCCCUCCCAGACAAACGGGAUUGUCUCGAGUGGUAUGCAAGCACAACGCUUCCAUCCGCAUCAAGGUGCCCAAGCCCAGAUGUCUUCACCAACCGUCCGAAACGGAACCCCGCAUAGCCAGGCAUCGCCAAUCAUCAAUAAUGGUAUUGGUAAUAAUCCAAUGCAACACUCUACGUCGAGUAUGGGCGGCAGUCCUCCUCGUCCAGGUUCUGUAGUUCACCAAAAUCAUUCUCAGAUGGGUGCCCCUGCAACUCAUGGUAUGGUUCCUCAAAGAAGCCAGCAAAGCCAUGCAGGAACGCCUCGAAUGCACAAUACCACUCCCAACAUUCAAUCUACUCCACUGAACCGAGGACUGACACCAAGGAUGAGUCAAGGGAGCCCUCUCCAAGGUGUGAUGGCGCAAGCACCUGCAAUGGGCCAGAUGGGAAUAAAUGCGACUCAAAUGCAUGUCCAAGGCAUAAGCAAUCUCACAAACGCACAACAGCAACAAUAUUUGAUGCAAUUACGAGCUCAGCAGCAAGCACAGCAGCAACAUCAAGCUCAAGCCAUGGGAGUAAUGCCUAACGGACAACAAUUGACUCCCCAACAAAUAAUGCAGCAUCAACACAUGAGGCAAAUGCAGAUGCAAGCUAAUGCUAAUAAUCCUAAUCAUCAAUUGACUCAAGGUUACCAAAAUCAAUUGGCUGCCAUGCGACAAGCUGGCAUGCCCCCGAACAUGAAUAUAAAUCAACAUUUCAUGGGCAAUAAUAUGAACAUGCAGAACGUACAGAAUCUGGCGUUACAGCAGCAAUUGCAACAACAACAACAAUUGCAACAACAACAACAUCAACAGCAGCAGCAUCAACAGCAGCAGCAGCAACAACAUCCGCAGCACCCGCAACAGCAGCAACCAAUGGCACAAACAAACCAUAUGACGAUACAACAAUUCAUGGCCAAUAAUCAGCCACAGACCCAUCAACAAAUGUCUCAGGUAUAUAAGCAACUCGCCGCUAGAGAGUUGUCAACAGGCGCACAUCCUCAAGGGCUACCGGAACCAGUGAAGAGAAAACUACAGGCGCAAGCUCAACAAAUGGUAUUCCAAAAUAUUAAAAACAGGAUGCAAGGGAUGCAGCCAGGUAUGCAGAUGCAAAAUGGGAUGGGUAUGGGAAGACAACCAGGCAUGUAA
This is a messenger RNA of Sclerotinia borealis F-4128, 2850 nucleotides long. The record is from the annotation of a GenBank genome assembly. NCBI's taxonomy places the organism in Eukaryota, Fungi, Ascomycota, Leotiomycetes, Helotiales, Sclerotiniaceae.